GGUAGGUUGAAGCAGAGGGAGAACUUACGCUGACUGAGGUGAUACUCAGUGACAGGAGAAUCUGACUCGGGGACAGAUUUUCAGCCAAGAUCUCACAGGAUGGAGUUGGCCUCAUUCCUCAGGCUGCUUCCCCUGGUUCUUAUCGUGAGGAAUGAUUUCAGUGACGGAGGCGAGAUCAUUCUGGAAGAUUUUACAAGAAUUGUGACAGUGCCUGAAAACAGUCUUCCAGGAACCAACAUCCUUGAAUUCCAGGUCGUUGUGUUCGACGAUGAGAUUGCAGCGAUCACUGUCACUUCCACGCCAAAGGAUGACUACUUCCUGUUCACUUUCAGAAAGACCCAUCAGGUUGAGGGGACCAAUUUUUACACAGUGACGAUAUAUCUAAAAGACCCAGUAUACUUGGAUUUUGAAUGGAUUCGCAUGUACAUCCUCACUAUAACCAUCGAUGGGUUUAAUACAGACCGUUACGUUGAACAAGCUAAUCUGCUUGUACAAGAUGUCCCAGAUGAACGAUGUGGUGUCCAGUUCCAGACUCCAGGAGGAGCCACAGUGCAUGUAAAAGAGACGGCAGCACCACUGUCCCAAAUCUACACCAUCGUGUCAGCACCAUCACCUGCAAAUAAUUUUACAUAUACAAUCACCGAUUCAGUCCCUGCAUCUGCGAGAGAUGAAUUCAGUGUGGAUCAAACGGGCAGGAUUAGUGUCCCACUCCGGGGAUUUGGUCACAAGGCUGAAGAGAGGAAAUUUGAACUGCACAUUACUGUGACACAGAACACAGAAGUUAUUUGUAGUGGGAUAUUACGAAUUAUUGUGACUCCAGUCCGUCACUGGCCUCCGAUAUUCAUAUCCGCUCCAGGCUCUGUCACCAUCCCAGAGAAGCAAGGCCCAGAGUACUAUGUGGCGCAGGUCACUGCUACAGGAAACAGCGUGCAUUACCACCUGAUGACCCACAGCCCUGCCUACAAGAUUGGUGAGGAAAGUGGAAUCAUCAGAACCUCAUCCAACCUCGACUUGGAUCAGAACUCAGGGCUUGCCAUCAAUCUGCUGGUGAUAAUCGCCUUUGAUGACAGCUACCGUUACAGUUCAGUGGCUAAUGUCACAGUCUACGUGAGAGAUGUGAACGAUCAUGACCCACACUGCACACCUCCCAUCUUUGUGACUGAGAUUCCAGAAACCACUCCGAAAGAAAGCAUCCUCUUUCACCUGACCUGCAGAGAUCCAGAUUACUCCAAGACUGACCUUUCAUAUUCACUCGUAACCAACGAGAAUUCACAUUUCAAAUUCAUGUAUUAUGCUAAUAGUGUGAGGCUGAACGAGAGCCUCGACUAUGACUCCGCUGAGAUGGUAGGUCUGGGUUUCCGAUACACAGCCGAAGUCAUUGUAACAGAUGCUGGAACCCCGCCACGGACAACAAGUGUCUCAGUGCUGGUCACUGUCAGUCAAGUGAAUGAGUUCCCCCCUGUCUUUCAUGGCAUCAGAACUUUCUCAGUUCCAGAGAACAGUCCAGCAAACACACUGGUGGGCAUAGUGAAUGCUACUGAUGCUGACUGGGUCUAUAACAACUUGCGUUUCUCCAUUGUUGGACAUUCUCCGCCAGCUUUCUACAUCCACCCGUACACUGGCGAAAUCAGCACUCUGGUUCCACUUGAUUUCGAAAGGAUUGGCACCUACACGUUGACAAUCCAGGCAGUGGACAUGAACCGCAAUGAGGCCUUUGAUAGCUUCCAUCAAAGAACCAGCUACACCCAAUACACCAUAAAUGUUCAGAAUGUAAAUGAUCUUCCUCCUGUAUGCUUGCCCCCAUUCUACAAGGAAACAAUCUACUCCACCCGAGGAAACGAUCUCCCCAUUGUUACGCUAUCCUGUACUGACCAAGACUCUGAGCUCCUCAACUACAGAAUUGUUGGUGGAAAUAUAAACAACCGCUUCAUUUGCCAGGGAAGUUCCCUGUUCUCAAGAAACACCUUCUCGUACAAUCUGGAUGGGAUCUCCGACCCAAUGACCUUUGAACUCCUCGUUCAGGUCACCGACAGUAAUGGUGCUGAUUCUAAAGUUGUGCUGACAACCACAGUGAUUGUCAUUGUCCAUGUAGUUCCUUGGACAACAACCACACCAUCUCCAACUACACCAUCAGCUACAAGGAACUCAGAGAACAAAAUAGUGACUCUGCUGGAUAAAUAUUGGAAGCCAGACACCUGGUUUGUGGUCGUCCUGACAUUAGUCUCAGCAAUGGCAGCUGUGGUUUUAGCAGGACUGCUCAGAAAGUGUUGUUCAAGUAGCUGGUGUUGUAAACAAAUUUUCCCACAGGCCCAGCUGGCUGGGGACCUGUUGCAGGUCAGCGGAUCCCUGCUUGAUGCUGAAGCACAGAAGGGAAAUGACACUGGGGGUCCCACUGCAGAGAAAAAGCAACCACCAUCAAUCAUCUCCCUCAGUCAGCUACAGGAAGGCCUUAUCUCUUCAACACGACAACAGGAGCCCGCCGGUGGGUGUGAGAGACCGAGGAGCCCCCAUUCCAGCCCCUGCAUGGGAUAGGGCCACGCUUUGCGAGGAAGGAGAGCGUAUUUACCGUAGCGUGUUCUGCGCCCUGGUUGGGUGGGGGAGUGGUGCAGAGUACGGGAGAGCGCACUGUAUCGAGCUGAUCAUUGCUACA
Molecule: messenger RNA, 2650 nt
Organism: Stegostoma tigrinum
Lineage: Eukaryota; Metazoa; Chordata; Chondrichthyes; Orectolobiformes; Stegostomatidae
Product: cadherin-related family member 4-like
Exons: 19
Coding region: 100-2532 (810 amino acids)
Biological process (GO): homophilic cell-cell adhesion
Cellular component (GO): catenin complex; plasma membrane
Molecular function (GO): calcium ion binding; cadherin binding
Source: RefSeq, a predicted model, not a curated record